CAAAAAUCAGCGUUGUCUUGAUGAAUUGAUACCCCUUUAGCGACCAAAAAAAAGUAAUGAGUUAAUCAACUGAUAAACUUCUUCAUCUACUCUCUUUUGAUACUUGAAUCGGAUUUACAGAGGCAACGAACCUUGCUAUCGAUUUGUACUACCAGACUCAAACCACCGGGCAACACCCGCAUUUCGACUGAUCAAGAUGGCGGAACCACCUGCAAAGCGUGCUCGGCGAGUUGACAGCUCAACCAUGUGGGACAUGGAUGAAAGGAAGACCCGGUCGCCUGAGCCAAGCUCGGAGUUUGAUAAAAGUCCCAGGCGUGACCCGUAUUCUAAAGACGAUAGACGACGUGGCGGCCCGCGCGAUGACCGACGAUUUCGCUCUCGCUCAAGGGAUCGCAGAGACCGACGGCGAGAAAGGAGCAGAUCUAGAGAUCGCGACAGGAGAGACAGAGAUAGGGACGGACGGGGACCAAGAGACCGAGAAAGGAGCGCCAGCCGCGAAAGAUACUACGAUAGACGAGGGAAAGGCGAUAGAUUCCGUGACCGCUCUCGCUCGCCCGUCCGCAAUGGUACCCGGGAUAGAUCUAGGACACCACCUCGAGGCCCUAGACCGGACCGCAGAAACGAUCGCAGGGAUAUUCGGUCUCAGGCAAACGGAGCGUCAGACAUACAGAGAUCAAAUCGGGCCAGAGAUGAGAUGGAUUUGGACGCAGAUGAUACAGUUGACGACGAUGAUAUCGAAGAGCAGAUGCGCAGAAGCAUGGGCUUUGCACGCUUCCGGAGCACGAAAAAUACCAAGGUACCUGGUAACGACAUAUAUGGCGUGCGCAAGGAGAAGAAGACAGAAUACAGACAGUACAUGAACCGCUUAGGAGGAUUCAAUCGGCCGCUCAGUCCUUGAUAACAUCACACAUGAGAAAUUCUGUCUCGCAUUAUCUAAUUCCCUAUACCUCUCCUUCUCUUUUCCUAUCCCAUUUCUCUUGUGUCGGACUUAAUUGAUCCUUAUUUAUUUGUGGCAAUUACAUGCAUUCUCGGAGCAGGGUUUAUUGUUUGUUUGCUUCUCUUUGCGUCUGUAUUUUUUCUGAUGGCGAUUGUACAGUCUUACUAGAAUGAUCAUUCAGGUAUCAAAUGAGAUCAGAAAAUGAAAAGGUCGGCAAAGAUACCUAGAGCUACAUCGUAUUGAUAGAUCAAAGCAAUGGCUGCUGAAGUUAUCAGUUGGUUAAUAAUAUUGAGCGGCUAGGCACAUGACUG
Molecule: messenger RNA, 1248 nt
Organism: Aspergillus wentii DTO 134E9
Lineage: Eukaryota; Fungi; Ascomycota; Eurotiomycetes; Eurotiales; Aspergillaceae
Product: SNUT3/LISCH7 family protein
Exons: 2
Coding region: 197-898 (233 amino acids)
Biological process (GO): RNA splicing
Cellular component (GO): precatalytic spliceosome
Source: RefSeq, a predicted model, not a curated record